Molecule: messenger RNA, 1207 nt
Organism: Ochlerotatus camptorhynchus
Lineage: Eukaryota; Metazoa; Arthropoda; Insecta; Diptera; Culicidae
Product: splicing factor U2af 38 kDa subunit-like
Exons: 4
Coding region: 128-865 (245 amino acids)
Biological process (GO): mRNA splicing, via spliceosome
Cellular component (GO): spliceosomal complex; U2AF complex
Molecular function (GO): metal ion binding; pre-mRNA 3'-splice site binding
Source: RefSeq, a predicted model, not a curated record
UCGGGGAGUCAGUUCGCCAUUUUUACUCUGCUUCCAGAAAAAUUCGCUUGGUUGUUACUGCGGAAGUUCAAAAAACAUUGAAACGAUCUUAAUAGAUCAGAUAACCGCGAAAAUACAUCAAUGAACGAUGGCUGAAUAUCUGGCCUCCAUUUUUGGCACGGAAAAAGAUAAGGUCAACUGUUCGUUUUACUUCAAGAUUGGAGCAUGCCGUCAUGGGGAUCGUUGUUCGCGGAUUCAUAAUAAACCUACGUUCUCACAAACAUGUUUGUUACAGAAUUUGUAUGUGAAUCCUCAGAAUUCGGCUAAAUCUGCUGAUGGUAGUCAUUUGGUAGCGAACGUUUCGGAUGAAGAAAUGCAGGAACAUUACGACAAUUUCUUCGAGGACGUUUUCGUCGAAUGCGAGGACAAGUAUGGUGAAAUUGAAGAGAUGAAUGUUUGCGACAAUCUGGGAGAUCAUUUGGUUGGAAAUGUGUACAUAAAAUUCCGCCGCGAAGAAGAUGCUGAACGAGCGGCUAAAGAUCUUAACAACCGUUGGUUUGGAGGACGUCCUGUCUAUUCGGAACUUUCGCCGGUGACAGAUUUCCGCGAAGCUUGCUGUCGUCAGUACGAAAUGGGUGAAUGUACCCGUUCGGGAUUUUGCAACUUUAUGCAUCUGAAACCAAUUUCUCGCGAACUGCGAAGAUAUUUGUAUUCAAGACGGCGUGGACGUUCCAAAUCGCGCUCCCGUUCGCCAAAACGUGGAGGAGGAGGAGGAGGAGGUGGUGGAGGAGGUCGUGAUCGGUCUCCUCGUGAUCGUCGUCGAUCGAGAAGCCGUGACCGUAAGGGACCCGAACGUAACGAUAAUGGUCGCAAAGGAAGAUACUAAAACGACGAAAGGAUCCAAAUGGUCGGCAUUUUUUUUUUUGUGUUUCAUUGGUGAAGAAGUUUACCGAUUAUUUAAAAAUGUUUUGGAUACUAAACAUUAAUUCGUGGGUAAUCUGGAAAGAUUAUUUGUCCAUCAGCCUAGAUUAGGUCCGUUCAACGAUAAAAAUAUAACUAUUUCCAGGAUGUUUCAUUUAUCAGAUUUGUUAACAUGGCUCAGUAAAGCAGAAACGAGCAUGUAACUACAAUAAACAUUCAUUGAACAGAUCUAUUAUAAAGUAAUUUCACAAAACUCACAACAAUUGUAUGAUUUUACGGUACCUAAUAAUACUUUCUGAGAAGUAAA